AUGGCAGGCGCCGUCGACGCCAACUCGACGGCGCUCUCGUCGAUCCCUGGCGAAGAGGUCUGGAGCCGCGUUGGCGAGCUGGUCGAUUCCUGGCCCGAGAUGUAUCAGCAGGUGAGUUGGCCAGUCCUCCAGCUCCCGCGAGACGACCAAGUCACGACGAUCGAUUCGCGAAAGAGACGUGCUCAGUGCAGAGUCGCGGGCGCUGACCGCUUUGAUGUAUCGUGCUGACUAUAUACAGAGACAAAGUCGUGAAGCUGUACGUGACCUCCCACACGGCUUUUCUCACCUCUGUGCCAUUUGGCUCGACGGCGUUGUGUUUGCCCGGCGAGGACGUGCCGUAAUGCCCGAGACCCGCCCGCGCCGGACAUCAGUGCGCAUCUGGACGAGCUGGCCCGUGGUCCUGACGUCGAGGAUCAAUCGAGGACCUGGCGGACUGCAUACCCCUGCCUCCCUAUCACGCCCUGGAUCUGCUCCAAACUAAUCGUCUUUUUGGUGUGAUCUAUCCCUUCUUCCCCAAAUAGGUUAUUGAAGCCCGACACUCCAUCCGAGCGAUCGCCAACGCCGAGGCGUACCUCGACUCGUUCUCUUUCGCUCCCACAACUUCGGCGUCGGAGGUCGAGUCUCAAAUCCGAACGCCGAUCGGCGGGUCAGCGCCGCUCGGAACGGCUGUGCAUUAUCUCACACAGGAACAUCAUCUCCAUCCGAAUCAGAUGAACGUGGCGUCGCACGGUCCACCGAGGUACCCGUCAGACUCAGCACGUGAUCUUGGUCCUGGACCGGGGCAUGCGCUCCAUCCUUCGAUGCCUCCACCGCAAGGGUACGACUCGGCGCCCAACUUCGACUCAGCAAAUUUCGACGACCCUCGAGCCAGGCCGUACAGUACUCAUCCGCCGCAACCGCAGCCGGCGCUUUACUAUGACUCGUACCUUCCAACACACCCUCCCCAAUACCAGUACGAGGCCAGCAACACCGCGUACGCGCGGCCGACGCCUUCGCGAUACCCAAGUCACGAGAGCGACGCCAAUUCGCAGUGGUCGAACCAAGCGUCCUGGUCCGGAGUGGACGCGACCGGUUCUUCGACCCACUCGCUAUCCACAAUAUCGCCCGUGACGUCCGACUAUGCUUCACCUCCAGAAAAAGUCCAGCAUCCCGACUCAUACUCGUUCCAAGGCGCCGUGCCGAUGCCCCCGCCCCUGACGUCCGCCGCUGAGCCGUACCUUUCUUCUCAUCCGCCCCCCCUCGUCGAUGCUCAGCCCGGGUGGAUCUCGACACGGGUUCCUCAGGUCGCUCCGAGUAAUCACCCGAGCCAGUUCAACGACCCAAAUGAUUGGAUCCAUCACCAGCGACAGCAGCAGCGAGAGCAACAGCAGCGCCGGCAGCAGGGCUUGCUGAGCCACCCGUCGGAACCGGAUUCGGACCCGCGGCGUCAUCUCUACACGUUGGGCCGCUAUGAGACAUCGCCGCCUCUUGCAUCCGAGACGUCCGAAACCCCGCACGAAGACGUGCGGGUCAUGCCACCUCACCACGACUCCGAAGCCUACAGGAACGGGCACGGUCGACCCCUCAUCGACUCGUCGUCGACGCUCGAUCACUUUCGCGCGCCGGCACCGUCGUACACGACCCCUCUGCACCAGUGGGACCCCCCGCCAGCUUUGGUCGAAUAUCCACUGAAACAUGUGAAUGGCGCAUCCGAGGCUCUCACGAACGGUGCGAAUGUGUACCUCGGCCCCCAUUCCACGGGAACCACUGCCUCUUCUGCUCCCUACGACGCGAUGGACCACCCGUCGGGCCGUGUCGACCUCGAGGUGAGUCGCCCGACCUGAUUUCUUCUCGUGCCUGUUAAACGGGUGCUCGCGUCUCAUUGCCGCGGAAUGCAAGCCUCGAACAUGUCUCUUUCGAUUAACCGCUGACGUCCUCCCUUGCCUGCAGUCCUUGAUGGCAGGGGCCUCCUCCGGUGAAAGCGGUCAAGGCGCCGUCGGUUACGUCGAUGAUAACGGUGGUCGCGUGCAGCAACCGCACCAACGCCGCUCCGAGACUGACUCCAACUCGCCUAGCUCCCACCUCCCGUCACCCACCUCGACCACCUCGAAUGAUCAAACGCCUUAUCAGACUAACCAGACGGCCGGUGCGCUUCCGGCGGAUGCUGUCGAGCUCGCCGUCGGAGCGAAAGCGCCGCGGCCGAGCAAGGGCGAUCUCGGCCCUUGGCCCCCCGCAGCCACCACCAUCGACCCCGCCAAGAAGGCCAAGACGGAGGUGCGGGCGAUUCCGCUCAAGACGAAGGAAAAGACGGGCGAGCACGAGGGCGGAGGCAAUCUGACCUCUGUCGUCGUGCUCGCGCCGUCGGGACGGAAGGGGGCCAAGCGGCUCACGUCGGAGAUCUCCGUCUUUUGCUUGGGGUGCACACGGCCCGUCGCUCGCAUCAUUUGCCGCGGCUCAGAAUCGGAGCUCAACGUUCCCCACCGGGCGGCGUACACGUGCAUCAAUUGCAACAACGAGGCUUAUUCCUCGAAUGGCUCACCAUCGUUAGCAGACGAGACUGACCAGCUGGCCGCGACCCAGACCCCGCCGACGGCCGCAGUCUCUUCCCCCUCCUCUGCCGUCCCUUCGCCGGGUUCCUCAACAUCAGCGACGAUAGACACGUUCGGACAACCGAUCAUGAACGGUCCCUUCGCCGGGUUCCUCAACAUCAGCGACGAUAGACACGUUCGGACAACCGAUCAUGAACGAGCCGCCCGCCGAGCCCGCCAUCAAAGUCAGCGCUUCAUUCCGCAAGCGACAUAAGCGCGACGAUCUCGAAACGACGAGUUGCGACGUCUGCUUGCGCGACAUCGCCUCGGGGGCGGUCGUUGCGAACAAUCAAAAGCAGCGCAUCGACUUUCACGUCGAAGUCGUGUGUUCCCAUUGUGACUCGAUGUAUCAACGGUGCUGUGAGUUCAUCUAUCUGGCGCUUUCUAAUCCCUGAAUGGGCUGAGCUGACCAUAUCUCACGAAACUUGAACAGCUGACUGCGGCGGUGGAGGCGGGCUGCGGCUCGGCGUCGGCAAGUGGAGGUGCAAGCAACUUUUUGUCGGGAACCGUAAAACGUGCUCGCUCUCUCAUCUGCGCUUGGGCGCGAUGUCGGAUAUGCUUUAGUGAGUCAGGAUGGAAUCUGGUCUUUUGACAGCGGGCAGCCUGACCCCUUUCCUUUUCCCGAAUACAGUGACGUGGUGGCGAUCCGUGAUAUUCCCAAGGACGAAGCUGAAGAGCUGUCCGAGAUUGGUCAACGCAUUUUUUCCAACACCCUGCUCGGCAACAUCGCGAUUCCGGAAGUGAUCGAGCAGCAGUCCUCGAUCGCCAAGACGUUCGACGAAGUCGUGAUGAUGGCUACCCAUGGAUGGCGGAUGAUCAAUCCCUUGCUCAAAGUUGACGUCGAGGCGACACAAAACACGCGGCGAUACCUGUGCAUGCGCUCAUGCGCACCGAAUCCGAGAAAGAGCUCCAAGAGCGUUGCCCCUCCCGAACCGUCGCGCGACGGUCGACCCCGCGUCGUGCUCAGGGAAGGCAAGGAAGUUGUCGGCUUCAUCUUGGCCGAGUGGGACAUUUUUACGGCCUCGUUGCUACUCUCGGUCGUGGUGCCGUGGUCUACGGGCGAGACAUACGACGCGACGUCGAUUCUCAUUCAGCAUCUGCUGCAGCGCGUCGAGAAGGACAGGCUUGAGAUGAAUGUAGAGCGAAAGGAGCGCGGUUUGGAGGCCGUUCCACCCGUCGCCAGGACUUGGACUAUGAGUGCGUAUCGCAAGGGUCGUGAUGAAUGGAUUUCCAACCCCAAGUGGAGCUAACACAUCCACUACGUACGUUUGCAGUGUUCUUCAAGCGCGAAUCUCGCAUGAUGAACCAUCUUGAGAAGGCAGGUCGUCUAUUUCUUCCCCAUUCGAUAUCAUGUCGCAGCUACUUACCCGUCUUCUCUUGCUUACGACUCACAGAAGCGGGGGUUCAAGCUGCUCGACGAUUACCUCAAGGAAGACCCGACUGCGAAGGCCGAGUGGUUCCCUCCCCACCGACCGGUGUACUUGCCCGUCGAACGUGAGUACCAUACUCACAUGAUCUUGCCACCAACCCCAUCGUAACCUUGCUGAUCGUCUCGGAUCAUUCUUCCAUCUCGUCAUCCACAGGGCAGCAUGGAUGGGUCGUGCUCGUUCGGCCGCAUUCUGCCCUGCUCGCGGGGUUUGCGCCUCGCCGGACGCCGGAGGAACUGAUGCAAAAGAAUAAGGAGAAGCGAGUUCGGGCGAGACGAGGUGAAUUGGCGGAUGAUGAUUCGAGCUGA
Molecule: messenger RNA, 4302 nt
Organism: Microbotryum saponariae
Lineage: Eukaryota; Fungi; Basidiomycota; Microbotryomycetes; Microbotryales; Microbotryaceae
Source: the annotation of a GenBank genome assembly